Messenger RNA from Drosophila rhopaloa, 2604 nucleotides. RefSeq names its product zinc finger protein 384. The transcript has 4 exons. Lineage: Eukaryota; Metazoa; Arthropoda; Insecta; Diptera; Drosophilidae. The record is from RefSeq and is a predicted model, not a curated record. The coding region runs from base 150 to 1742 and encodes 530 amino acids. Gene Ontology annotation, biological process: regulation of transcription by RNA polymerase II. Gene Ontology annotation, molecular function: transcription cis-regulatory region binding; nuclear receptor activity. Gene Ontology annotation, cellular component: nucleus; aryl hydrocarbon receptor complex.
CCAGGUGGCACCGAUUGUGGAUGCGGCGGGUGUUAUUCGCAUGUGCAUGUGCAUGUGCACCUCAGACAGUGAACGAAGCCUGACUUUCAACGCACAAGAUCCCAUAAAAUCUCCCAGGAUUCCCCGUCUAUCCGAGAAUCGAACGCACAAUGAACUUUAAUCCGUUUGGCAACACCUUCCCCGGCAAUAUUCCCGGUCUGCCGCAAUUCACGACGAGCACGGCGCCCCUGGUUUCCACGGUUACUGCCGCCGUGACGGACGUGACAGUGACUCCCUCCAACAAUCCGCAACAGCAACAGCAGCAGGAUGCCGCCGGCAGCAGCAAUCGCUACCAGCAGCAACAGGUAGCGCAUUUUGGCCAGGCCAAUAUGACGGCUGGCCAAGGAACCAGUGGCAAUAACAAGUUUCGUGGCGGCCAGGAGGAUGCCCUCCAGGGUGACAAGUACAAUGGACAUUUGGUGGCAUCCUCCCAGCAGCAGCAGCAACAGCAACAACAACAGCAGCAGCAGACGCAAUAUGCGACUGUUGCAUAUGCAAGUGCAACAGCAACGAGUGCUGCAGCGGAUGCCCUGCAGGCGGGAACUUCCGGCCAGCAGCAACAGCAGCAGAUGCAGCAGCAACAGGUCACCGCCCCACAGGAACUCACCCAAGAUCUGUGCAACGCCAUCCUGCAGCAACAAGUACUCCAGAAUACCUCGUGGCAAACUCUGACGCCGGGCACCACUGUCGCCGACUACCUCUCGCAUCUUCCAGCCAACACGUUGCCCCUUUCGCUGCACCACUUCCUCAAGUAUUCGGCGGAGACUAUCAAGAAGGAGAACCAGCAGAAUGUGGUACUGCAGGUGCAGACGGGACCAGCCAUCGGGAUCAACACCCUGGGCACGACAACCAUUAGUAUACCUCAGCAGGAGCAGCUGACGCUGCAGGCGCCGCAGCAGACGACGCUGCAGGUGCAGACGCAGGCGGCGGUCACGGCGACGGUGACGUCGGUGACGGCGACAACGACCGGCGGAACUGGCGGCACUUCCGGGAAGAAAAAGAAGCGCAAAAAGCGGAGCAAGGACAGGAAACCGAAGCUGCGACCUGGAGAGAUUCGCCUGGGAACAGCGCUCGACGGCAGUCCACUGUACAUGUGCCCCGAAUGCCAUGUGGCGUAUCCGGAACCGGAACUACUGGAGGUCCACCUGGUGGGUCACAACCUGGAGAAGAGGUACGUCUGCGAUAUCUGCCAGGCGUCGCUGAAACGCAAGGAUCACCUCACCCGCCACAAACAGUCGCACAACCCUGAGAGGCCCUACAUCUGCACCGUUUGCCUGAAAGCCUUCAAGCGAAAGGAGCAGCUGAGCCUGCAUUUUGUGAUCCACUCCGGGGAGAAGCGCCACCAGUGCGGCGAGUGUGGCAAGGGCUUCUACCGCAAGGAUCACCUGCGCAAACACACCCGCUCCCACAUCGCACGUCGGGUCAAGGCCGAGCUGAAUAGCCAUGUGCGACGCGAGAAUGGCACCAGCAUGCUGCAGCCCGUGGUCACGGAGGCAACAACGGCGGCCCUGCAACAUGCCAACCAACUGGCCACCGCGCAGCAACAGUUGCAACAGCAACAACAGCAACAACAGCAGCAGCAGCAGCAACAACAGCAACAGCAGCAACAUCACAUAGUGAUCACCCAGCAGCAACAGGCACCGCAGCAACAGCAGCAGCAACAGACUUCGCAGCAGCAGCAACAGCAGCAAAUGAUAAAUUAGCCAAAUGAUUUUUGUAAAGUCAGUUAAAGCAAAAUUCAAUUUAGUAUCAUCCAAGUCCUCUGAAGGCUUGGUUGCUCAAAAAAUAACUCUUUCGGUCCACACAAUUUAAUUGACUCUCACAAAUCGGAUACUACAAACAGGAGGAUGUUAGCUAAUGUCUUCAAGGAUUUCCCCAUGGGAAUUCUCAACGUUGUACAAUUUUAAUCGUAAGUCCACGAUGAAAAGGGGACCGUCCGCAAGGCACAAUUUCUGGGAUAACAUUAGCUUCAUUUUGAUACAAUCCUUUGAUGGUUUAUUUCAACUCAUUAAUUUUCAAUUUUGUAACAGGUAUUUUUAACUAAGUUAUACAAGUGGGUUAAUUUAACUCAUAUUGAAUAUUUUAAACAAAGCUAAAUAAGUCAAAUUUAAAUUGAUUUUUGAAAUAGAUCUCAAAUAUUCACAUUUUCUAAAAACACUUUAUAAAAUGCCCCUAUUCAAAACAGAGUUUGUAUUAUGAUUUCUAUUUUGUAAAUUUUUGAUUAGCUUUCCAUAGAUAAAUAUUAUCCCAAAAUGGUCGGUCCCAGGCCUUUGUCCGCCCUAACAUUCCAUACUCUAAUUUAAGACAAAUGUGCAAAGGAAUAAUAAUUUUAUACGCAAUGUAUUUUAGUGAAAUGUAUUUUUCUACAAUUAGAAUCAAUGUUGUAUGGUAUGUAUGUCUGUCCAUAUGUACAUACACCUGUACGAUUACAUGAAUACUGUUCACUGGCAGCGAACUAUAUAUUUAUAUACUAUGUAAACAAAUGCAAUUUAGAUUUACACUUACUUGUAGGAACGAAUCUAAAAUUGUGAAUGUACGUAUAACAUUUUGCUACACCGAUAAAUC